Molecule: messenger RNA, 3909 nt
Organism: Morone saxatilis (striped sea-bass)
Lineage: Eukaryota; Metazoa; Chordata; Actinopteri; Moronidae
Exons: 13
Coding region: 139-3126 (995 amino acids)
Biological process (GO): cell-cell junction assembly
Source: RefSeq, a predicted model, not a curated record
GCAGGCAGCAGCGACUACACCCUGCAGGAGAGCAGCGUCUGCACAGAUACAUUCACCGUUACACCGGCUGCACGCAACCGGCUGGUCCUCCGGAGUCUCAACCCGUUGUCCACCAGCUCACACCGAAGACUUUAAAACAUGUUUGUCAGUUUUCUGUCUGUCGUGUUUCUGCUGGGCGCUGCAGUCAGAGGAACGACAACGACAGAUCUUACCACGCAUAAUUUCACCAAUGAGGGAAUGAUCAAUGAGACAUCCACCACUCCUGAGAUUUCUCACAACCACACAACCAGCAGUUUUACAACUUCACUACCCUCUACCACAGAGCACUUCACAGCUUCAGUAGCCAUUACAACUGUAGAAAAUGCCACAGCAGAAUCUACAACCUCACUACCCUCUACCACAGAGCACUUCACAGCUUCGGUAGCCACUACAACUGUAGAAAAUGCCACAGCAGAAUCUACAACCUCACUACCCUCUACCACAGAGCAAUUCACAGCUUUAGUAGCCAGUACCACUGUAGAAAAUGCCACAACAGAAUCUACAGCUUCACUACCAUCUACCACAGAGCACUUUACAGCUUCAGUAGCCACUACAACUGUAGGAAAUGCCACAGAAUCUGCAACUACGAAACCAACCACCACCCCUGCAGAGACGACCUUCUCUGAGCCGAGCCCCGAGCCCACCACCGCUACAGUCAACAACACCAUGGAGAACAGUAACUUCACCAGCAGCAGUCCAGCCAGUGGUACAACGCUGUCCACUACAAGCCUAGAGACAAGCCAACCCACCAACACUAGUGAGACUCCAAAAACAACCACCACACCUGCUCCAGAUCACACAAUGACAAGUGAAAACACAACUACAAGUGCACCGAUCACACAAAGCAACGAAACGACUACAAGUACACUAGUCACACAUAGCAAUGAAACGACUACAAGUACACCAGUCACACAAAGCAACGAAACAACUACCAUCACACAGGUCACACAAAGCAACAAAACGACUACAAGUACACCAGUCACACAAAACAACGAAACAACUACAAGUAUACCGGUCACACAAAGCAACGAAACAACUACAAUCACACAAAGCAACGUCACGACUACAAGUACACCAGUCACACAAAACAACAAAACAACUACAAGUGCACAGAUCACACAAAGCAACGUCACGACUACAAGUACACCGGUCACAAAAAGCAACAAAACAACUACAAGUACACCGAUCACACAAAACAACGAAACAACUACAAUAACACAAAGCAACGUCACAACUACAAGUACACCAGUCACACAAAACAACAAAACAACUACAAGUGCACAGAUCACACAAAGCAACGUCACGACUACAAGUGCACCGAUCACACAAAACAACGAAACAACUACAAUCACGCCGAUCACACAAAGCAACGUCACGACUACAAGUACACCGGUAACACAAAGCAACGUCACGACUACAAGUACACCAGUCACACAAAGCAAUGAAACAACUACAAUCACACCGACUGCACAGACCAACAACACAACCUUGGUUACAGCCAUAACACAGCCAAGCAACAUCACAACAACUCCAGCGGCCACACAAACCAACAACGGCACAGCAAAUCCAAGUCCAGUAACUCCAGAAACCUCUACAGCUGUACUAACUACAACUACACUAACAAACUCUACUAACACCUCGCCUGUGAUUCCCGCAUCCACCACCACAUUCUCCUCCUCCACUAUCACCACAAACACAACCCUCACAACCGGACCCCAACCCUCCUCACCUACCUCCAUCUCCACCUCCAGCUCUCUCCCUCCAAACACCUCCCCAGGCAGUAGCACCGUAACCCCCACUGGAAAUACCACCACCCUUAGUCCCUCAACAGCAACCUCAGGAGUGACCAGCCACACUGCAGGAACCACCACUUUGACUCAUUCAACCACACCAGCUAUUGGCAAUACAACAGCCUCCUCCACCGCCACACCAACCUCCACCAACACCAUCACCACCAUCAGCACUGGUACCACCAUCACUGUCACCACCGUGCGACCAACAGAGACCACCACCAACUCCACCACAGCUGCCCCGCCCAUCCCGGUCAAAGUGUGUCCUGCCGUCCCAUGCCCACUUGAUAGCAUCUGUCUUAAUGGCACUUGCCAGUGUCUCUCUGGCAGCUUCCUACAAGAUGACCGCUGUGUACCCGCCCAAGUGUUCCCAGGCCAUCUUCAUCUCACCUCCUUGACAUUUCAAAAGGAAAUGAACAACAGGUCCUCGACAGUAUUCCAGGAAACAGCGGCUGAGAUCUCAGCAGUGCUCAAAGAUGCCCUCAAAAAUCAGCCAGGGUAUAUUCAGUCUGAGGUUGUGCAACUGGCACCAGGAAGUGUGCAAGCAACUGUAAAUAACGUCUUUCAAAACACCAAUGCCACUCAAGAGACUGUUGAUCACUCCAUUAAAGAGGCCAUAGACAACUCAGCUGGCUCAAAUACACUGUUGGCUAAUGCUACAUUUACAGCUACAAACCUGUGUGAGCAGGACCCAUUACCCUGUGAUGACUUCACUACAACUUGCACAAAUACAAACGGACGUCCUGUUUGUUCCUGUAAAGAGGGCUACAUCUCCAUCUUGUACUCAAACACCAGCUGCAGAGCGUGUCCGAGCGGGCAGAGGGCAGUGGGAGACACGUGCCAGCCAUGUGCAUUUGGAUAUGCUGGCUUCAACUGCAAUGAUUCGGCUUUGUUGGCAGUGGUGGUCAUCUCCUGUGUACUGGGGGGAGUUCUUCUCCUCCUGAUCCUGGCUUUACUCAUUUACUGCUGCUGGAGGAGUUGCUCAAAGAGCAAGCCAGACUACAGCAGCAGUCCAUACUCAUCAGGCGACGUAAACCAGCCCUGGCCCACUGGCGUCACCCCCAUCCCCCGUGCCACCACUAACUGGGAUGCAACUCCUUCCAUAGAGAUGACAGAAGGGGGCAGCACUCGAGUCCUGGUGGACAAAAAGAAUUCAACCAACGGAGUGUCGGGAUCGUACGAUCUCGACCCAGAAGGAAUGAAGACCUUCAAGGGUAAAAAUCCAUCCCGUUACUCCUAUCUGGUUCAAGGACACGAGAACCCCUACUUCCUACCAGGAGAUGACAAGAAAAACUGACAAUCACCAGGCCAGCUGGGGAUGAAAUCCAUGCAGGAAUGAGGAACAUGGGAUCAAAAAUGAGUCGCUUAUUUAAACUCUGGCUCUACUGAGCAGGACCAGGUUAUUUAUAAAUGUUUGAACAUACUGGGAUUAAUUACAAAAGGAAAACAGCCACCAAAGAGAUUCCUUCAUAUGAACAAUCUGUUGAAAGUGAGGUUGUGUGCAUCAUGUCUGUUCUUUGGAAAGAGCUAAAUGGUGCUGAUUCUUACCAGUAGAUGUCGCCAUUGCUCACUAUAAUGCUCUCUUUUUAAAGGUACAUUUGACUUUUUUUAAAAAUCAUUCUGUAGUCUUUUAAAAUUAAGCUUCUUACAUUUGCUAAUUGCACUAAGUGUGUGUUAAGUUUACCACCAGUUUUCCUCUCAAAUCAAAGCUAAAUUGAACGUGGGCUUUACUAGAUAUUUUUCUUAUGGGUGUGAUUAUUUUUUAGAAAAAGAAAUCUAUGACUAAAGGGGCUGGAUCCCUGGUUUGGGGUAUUUUUAAAGGGAUUUAUAUUGUAGCUGAGCGCUCUCUAUCUGUUGCAAAAUGUGCCUGUUUGUCAAAUAGGAAACAUGCAAAGCUGGUGAUAAAGCCUGUCUCCUGGAUGUGCCAAUUAUCACGUGUAUACAAUUCUUUUGAAAACUCUUAUAUAUAUAUAUAUAUAUAUAUUUAUCCUCAUGUGUCUGAGACAGUGCACUGUUUUAUAAGUGUGUGAAGAUCUGUUGGCAGAGAAUGUAUGUGUGUGUGUUUGUGUGAGUGUGUGCA